Artibeus jamaicensis (Jamaican fruit-eating bat) is the source of this 9747-nucleotide messenger RNA. It is a transcript of the gene PTPRB, whose product is annotated as protein tyrosine phosphatase receptor type B. Lineage: Eukaryota; Metazoa; Chordata; Mammalia; Chiroptera; Phyllostomidae. The record is from RefSeq and is a predicted model, not a curated record. Gene Ontology annotation, biological process: angiogenesis; protein dephosphorylation. Gene Ontology annotation, molecular function: protein tyrosine phosphatase activity; cadherin binding. The transcript is spliced from 34 exons. The coding region runs from base 55 to 6699 and encodes 2214 amino acids.
UAUCUGAGGGAAUUUUCCCCCCCAAGCAAAGCAUGAACAGUUGUUAAGUGGAAAAUGGAGGCUGCAUUUUACAUGGCGAUUCUUACCUGCGUGAUCUUCGGGAACUCAGAGGGGUUUCAGAUUGUCCAUGUCCGGAAACAACAGUGCCUUCUCGAAAAUAAGAUGGUGUCCAUAGGCUUGUGCAAUGGCACCAACCAGAACCAGCAGUGGACAUGGACUGAGGAUGGAAAACUCCUUCACGUAAAAUCUGCGCUCUGCCUGGGCAUCUCCAAUUCCUCCGGCGGCCCUUCCCGAUCAGCCAUCUUUGUCCACUGCUCCCAGGCCCCCCGAUGGACUUGCCAUGAGAAAGAAGGGUACCUUGAGGUGGAACAUACCUCUCUCUUUCUCAAGAAACGAGGCAACAAAGCAGUGGUCCAGAAGGAGAAGAAAUACUUCCAUAGCUGGAUGAAAACAGAGGUCAACAAGGAAGGAAACCCAGUCGAUGAAAACCUCUGCUUAAAAAAAGCUGUCCGGGGAGCAGAAGUUUCCGUGAGAAGCAUCAGAAACACAGCUCCUCCCCAAACCCCCACUGCAUCUCAUGCCGUUCCAUAUAGCCCUGAACGCCCCAUUAGCAACACCACAGAGGCCUUCACCAGCAGUACUACUGGAAACGCCAGCCAAAACCACAGCCAGAGUCAGCAACCCAGUCUGCAGAUGACUGGAAGGACGGAGACAUCAUGGGUUCCCUGGACCACUCAGCCCUUCUCCAGCACCACAGAAGAGACUAGACUGGGAGAGCCAGUGAGAUGCAACUUCACCGUGACGGAGUCCAGGGUCUCCAGCCGGUCCGCGUCCAUCCAGUGGAGAACUCUGGGGCCUCCCUGCAACUUUAGCCUCAUCUACAGCAGUGACACACCAGGGUUCACGAGGUGCCACCCCGUGAGGAUAGACACCACCACCUAUGAAUGUAACCCCGAGGAUUUACAAGCCGGAACCGUCUACAACUUCACGAUUGUGCCUCUGGACGGAGAAGAAAGAACUGUGGUGUUGCAAACAGACCCUCUACCUCCUUCAAGGUUUGAGGUCAGUCAAGACAAGGCUACUUCAACCAGCUUGCAUGUUUCGUGGACUUCUUCUGGAAGAGUCACGGGCUAUGAGGUGCAGUUAUUUGAUGACAGCAAAAAGAUACAGGAGGCCCACAUUCAAGAAAGUACUUCAGGGAAUGAAUAUGCCUUUGGUAACCUUACUGCUGGUAAUAAAUACAAUAUUGCUAUCACAGCUGUUUCUGGACAUAAACGUUCCUCAACAAUUUAUACCAAUGGAUCAACAGUGCCAUCCCUGGUGAAAGACAUUGGUAUUUCAGCGCAAACUAAUUCUCUCCUGAUUUCCUGGUCCCAUGGCUCCGGGAAUGUGGAAAGAUACCAGCUGAUACUGAUGGAUAAAGGGAUCCUAGUUAAUGGCACUGUCGUGGACAAACAUACUACUUCCUACACUUUUCACGGACUGACGCCUGGCCAUCUCUAUAACCUCACCAUUAUAACUGAGGCUGCAGGGCUGCAAAACCGCAAGUGGAAACUGGCCAGGACAACCCCCAUGGAAGUCUUAAAUCUGAAGGUGACAAAUGAUGGCACUCUGACCUCUCUAAAAGUCAAGUGGCAAAUACCUCCUGGAAAUAUAGAUUUCUAUAACGUUACCCUGUCUCACCAAGGGACCAUCAAAAACUCCAGACGAUUAGAACCCCAGGUUACGGAAACCCAAUUUAAAGACUUAACCCCUGGACGACUUUAUCAAGUUACUGUCAGCUCUGUCUCUGGUGAAUUGUCUGCUCACAAGAUGGCAGUUGGCAGAACAGUUCCAGAGAAAGUUGGGAACCUGGAAGCACACAGCAACGGUUCGGCAAGGUCCCUGGUAGUGGGCUGGUCGCCCCCUGCUGGAGACUGGGAGCAGUAUCGGAUCCUGCUCUUCAAUGAUUCUUGGGUGCUGCUCAAUGUCACCGUGGGAAAGGAGGAAACACACUAUGUCAUAAAUGACAUGGGGCUGAUACCAGGAAGGCAGUAUGAUAUAGAAAUCAUUGUUGAGAGUGGAAAUCUGAAGAACUCUAAGCGUUGCCAAGGCAGGACAGUCCCCCUGGCUGUUCUCCAGCUUCGUGUCAAACAUGCAAAUGAAACCUCCCUGGGCAUCCUAUGGCAGGCCCCAGUUGCAGAAUGGGAGAAAUACAUCAUCUCCCUAGCAGACAGAGACCUCUUGCUCAUCCACAAGUCACUCCCCAAAGAUGCCAAAGAAUUCACUUUUACUGACCUAGUGCCUGGUCGAAAAUACAUAGCUACUGUCACCAGUAUUAGUGGAGACUUAAAAAAUUCAUCUUCAAUGGAAGGAAGAACAGUCCCUGCCCAAGUGACUGGCUUGCAUGUGGCCAACCAAGGGACAACCAGCAGCCUGUUCACUAACUGGACCCAGGCAAUGGGAGACGUAGAGUUCUACCAAGUCUUGCUCAUUCAUGAAAACGUGGUCAUCAAAAACGAAAACAUCUCCAGUGAGACCAGCACAUACAACUUCCACUCCCUCAAGUCGGGCAGUCUCUACUCCGUGGUGGUAACAACAGUCAGCGGAGGGAUCUCCUCCCGACAGGCUGUGAUGGAAGGAAGGACAGUCCCUUCCAGUGUGAGUGGAGUAACGGUAAACAAUUCUGGCCGUAAUGACUAUCUCAGUGUAUCCUGGCUGCCAGCUCCUGGAGACGUGGAUAACUACGUAGUGACACUCUCUCAUGACGGCAAAGUGGUUCAGUCCCUUGUCAUUGCCAAGUCUGUCAGCGAAUGCUCCUUCAGCUCCCUCACCCCAGGCCGCCUCUAUGAUGUGACUGUAACUACAAGGAGUGGCAAGUAUGAAAAUCAUUCCCUCAGCCAAGAUCAGACAGUGCCCAACAAGGUCCAGGGGGUCAGUAUUAGCAACUCAGCCCGGAGCGACUAUUUAAAGGUGUCCUGGGUGCAUGCCACUGGAGACUUCGACCACUAUGAAGUCACUAUUAAGAACAAAAACAACUUCACUCAAACCAAAAGCAUUCCCAAGUCUGAAAAUGAGUGUGUGUUUGUUCAGCUGGUCCCUGGACGGUUGUACAGUGUCACUGUUAGUACAAAAAGUGGACAGUAUGAAGCCAGCGAACAAGGGAAUGGGAGAACAAUCCCAGAGCCUGUUAAGGACCUAACAUUGCGGGAUAGGAGCACUGAAGACCUUCAGGUGACUUGGUCCCGAGCUAACGGGGAUGUCGACCAGUAUGAGAUUCAACUGCUUUACAAUGACAUGAAAGUAUUUCCUUCUAUUCAUCUUGUAAAUAAUGCAACCGAGUAUCGAUUCACCUCCCUAACACCAGGGCGCCAGUAUAAAAUUCUUGUGCUGACGAUCAGUGGAGACGUGCAGCAGUCAGCCUUCGUUGAGGGCUUCACGGUUCCUAGCACAGUCAAAAACAUUCACAUUUCUCCCAAUGGGGCAACAGAUAGCCUGACAGUGAACUGGACUCCCGGAGGAGGAGAUGUGGACUCCUACGUAGUGUCUGCAUUCAGGCAGAACCAAAAGGUUGACUCUCAGACUAUCUCCAAGGACGUCUCCAAGCAUACUUUCCACAGGCUGGAGGCUGGGGAACAGUACCAGAUCGUCAUCUCCUCGGUGAGCGGAUCCCUGCGGAAUCAGAUAGACGCGCUUGGGCGGACAGUCCCAGCCUCUGUCCAGGGGAUAACUGCAGACAAUGUAUACAGCAGCCAUUCCUUAGUAGUAAACUGGCAAAAAGCCGUUGGUGUGGCAGAAAGAUAUGACAUCCUACUUCUAAAUGAAAACGGGAUCCUUCUGAGUAACACAUCAAAGCCAGCCUUGACUAAGCAGCACAAAUUUGAAGACCUGACACCAGGAAAGAAAUACAAGAUACAGAUCCUCACUGUCAGCGGAGGCCUUUUUAGCAAAGAAGCCCAAACUGAAGGCCGAACAGUCCCAGCAGCUGUCACCAAUCUGCAGAUCACCGAGAACUCCACCAGACACCUAUCCUUCAGCUGGACUUCAUCACAGGGAGAGCUCAACUGGUACAACAUCUUUCUGUACAACCCAGACCGAACUCUGCGGGAGAGAGCUCAGGUUGACCCACAAGUCCAGAGCUUUUCUUUCCAGAACUUACUGCAAGGCCGAAUGUACAAACUGGUGAUUGUAACUCACAGUGGGGAGCUGUCUAAUGAGUCUUUCAUAUUUGGUAGAACAGUCCCAGCCUCUGUGAGUAAUCUCAAGGGAUCCAAUCAGAACAUGACAGACAGUCUGUGGUUCACCUGGAGCCCAGCCCCUGGGGACUUCGACUUUUAUGAGCUGAUUCUCUAUAAUCCCAAUGGCACAAAGAAGGAAAACUGGAAAGAGAAGGACCUGACAGAGUGGGGUUUUCAUGGCCUUGUUCCUGGAAGGAAAUACACCUUGUGUGUGGUAACCCACAGUGGCGAUCUCAGCAACCAGGCCACCGGGGAGAGCCGAACAGCCCCAAGCCCUCCUAGUCUUAUGUCAUUUACUGAUGUUGCAAACACAUCCUUGGCCAUCACCUGGAAGGGGCCACCUGACUGGACAGACUACGAUGACUUUGAGGUGCAGUGGUUCCCCAGAGAUGCAAUCACAGUCUUCAACCCCUACAGCAACAGAAAAUCAGAAGGACGCAUCGUGUAUGGUCUUCGUCCAGGGAGAUCCUAUCAAUUCAGUGUCAAAACCGUCAGUGGCGACUCCUGGAAAACCUACAGCAGACCAAUCUCUGGAUCUGUGAGGACAAAGCCAGACAAGAUACAAAACCUGCAUUGCCGGCCUCAGAACUCCACAGCCAUUGCCUGUUCUUGGAUCCCUCCUGAUUCCGACUUCGAUGGGUAUAGCAUUGAAUGCCGGAAAAUGGACACUCAAGAAGUUGAGUUUUCCAGAAAGCUGGAGAAGGAAAAAUCUUUGCUCAAUAUCAUGAUGCUAGUGCCCCAUAAGAGAUACCUGGUGUCCAUCAAGGUGCAGUCAGCUGGCAUGACCAGCGAGGUGGUGGAAGACAGCACUAUCACAAUGAUAGACCGCCCUCCUCCCCCUCCUCCACAUAUCCGUGUGAAUAUAAAGGACGUGCUAAUUAGCAAAUCUUCCAUCAACUUUACUUUCAACUGCAGCUGGUUCAGUGAUACCAAUGGUGCUGUGAAAUACUUCACAGUGGUAGUGCGAGAGGCCGAUGGCAGUGAUGAGCUGAAGCCAGAACAACAGCACCCUCUGCCCUCCUACCUGGAAUACAGGCACAAUGCCUCCAUUCGAGUGUAUCAGACCAAUUAUUUUGCCAGCAAAUGUGCCGAGAGUCCUGACAGCAACUCCAGGAGUUUUAACAUUAAGCUUGGAGCAGAGAUGGACAGCCUGGGUGGAAAAUGUGAUCCCAAUCAGCAAAAAUUCUGUGAUGGACCGCUGAAGCCGCGUACUGCCUACAGAAUCAGUAUUCGAGCUUUUACACAGUUGUUUGAUGAGAACCAAAAGGAAUUCACAAAGCCACUCUAUUCAGACACAUUUUUCUCUUUGCCUAUCACCACUGAGUCAGAGCCUUUGUUCGGAGUUAUUGAAGGUGUGAGUGCUGGUCUGUUCUUAAUUGGCAUGCUGGUGGCUGUUGUGGCCUUAUUCAUCUGCAGACAGAAAGCGAGCCAUGGUCGAGAAAGACCUUCUGCCCACCUGAGCAUCCGCCGGGAUCGACCAUUAACUGUCCACUUGAACCUGGGCCAGAAAGGUAACCGGAAAACUUCUUGCCCAAUAAAAGUAAAUCAGUUUGAAGGGCACUUCAUGAAGCUGCAGGCUGACUCCAACUACCUUCUGUCCAAGGAGUACGAGGACUUAAAAGACGUGGGUAGAAACCAACCGUGUGACAUUGCACUCUUGCCGGAGAAUAGAGGGAAAAAUCGAUACAACAAUAUAUUGCCCUACGAUGCCUCUCGAGUGAAGCUGUCCAAUGUGGAUGACGACCCGUGCUCCGACUACAUCAACGCCAGCUACAUCCCUGGCAACAACUUCAGAAGAGAAUACAUUGCUACUCAAGGACCUCUUCCUGGCACUAAGGAUGACUUCUGGAAAAUGGCGUGGGAACAGAAUGUUCACAACAUUGUCAUGGUGACCCAGUGUGUGGAGAAGGGCCGAGUAAAAUGUGACCAUUACUGGCCGGCGGACCAGGAGUCCCUCUACUACGGGGACCUCAUCCUGCAGGUGCUCUCAGAGUCUGUGCUGCCCGAGUGGACCAUCCGGGAGUUUAGGAUAUGCAGCGAGGAACAGCUCGAUGCACACAGACUCAUCCGCCACUUUCACUACACGGUGUGGCCAGACCAUGGAGUCCCAGAGACCACCCAGUCCCUAAUCCAGUUUGUGAGAACUGUCAGGGACUACAUCAACAGGACACCUGGUGCUGGGCCCACCGUGGUGCACUGCAGUGCCGGUGUGGGUAGGACUGGAACCUUUAUCGCAUUGGACCGAAUCCUCCAGCAAUUAGACUCCAAAGACUCUGUGGACAUUUAUGGAGCGGUGCAUGACCUAAGACUUCACAGGGUUCACAUGGUCCAGACUGAGUGUCAGUACGUGUACCUGCAUCAGUGUGUAAGAGAUGUCCUCAGGGCAAGGAAGCUACGGAGUGAACAAGAAAACCCCCUGUUUCCAAUCUACGAAAAUGUGAACCCAGAGUAUCACAGAGAUGUGGGCUAUUCAAGGCAUUGAGAAUGUGCCCGAAGAUAUCCUGGAUAAAAGCUAUUCACCAUGUGAUUUUUUAAAAACUCACUUUAUGCUCUACAGAGGUGCCAGCUAUUUCUAUUGAUACUAUGUAUAAUUUAUUAAUCUGGAGAAUUUUAAAGAAUUUAUGUAAUUUAAAAGUAACAGAUAUUAUUGUACAUAGUUGUAUUUUGUAGUUUCUUCUGUAAAUAUGUAUUUUUCAUAAUGUUUAAUAUUAAGCUUUAUAUAAUGCUAUUUUCCACACUAAAGUGUUCAUGGGUUGUUCUACAUAAACAAAUUCAACCUGUAUGACAGGACUGCUGUACGAGGGGGUGGGGUAGCCGCAGAGGCGACUCCUGGGGCCGUGCUUUUUACCGGUUUUGAUAUUCACCGAACAGGACAAAGGAUGGGGCUGGAGAGAGUGUGUAGUGUGCUGGCUUCGCUGCUUGCAGUCCUGUGAAUCUUGGGCUCCAAAGAUGAUCCAAACGCUGCUUGGACAGAUAGGACAGUCACAGAAAGGACUGGGAAGAGGAGGAAGGUACUGAGUAGCAUGAAAGCUGAAGGAGGUGGUUCAGCCAGAAGCGGUUGCUCUCUCCCCUUUUUCCUGCCAGAGGUCAAGCCUGGGGCCUGCAGUGCGAGUCAGGGCUGCAGGGUGGAGGGUGUCCAUAGAGAGGGAUGCAGACAAAAGUAGCUCAUUCCUUACAUCAAGGAGAAUGCCACCUGGAACCCUGACUGGAAAUAGAGUCAUCAUGCAACGCACCCCCCACAGGGACAGGAGAUGAUGUCACCGCAUUGUGGGGUGGAGGGGCACUGCGCAUGCCCUGAUGGUAAUGGAUGUGUUGGUAGAAGUAAGCACACUGGUCUUUGUCUCAUUUCCAGUGGGCUGCACUCCUGGAAAAAUCAAAAUCAUGCCAGUCAUACUGGUUUUUCCAUCAGAAGAUUGUAGUGGCAGAUUAAAGCAAGAAGAAAAAUAAGCGAAAUUUUAGACUAAUGUUGCUCAACAGGAAACACAUGAAUCCACAGAAAGACAAAUCCAUUUUGGCUUUUUGUUCAUCCAGAAAACUUUCACUGAGUGCCUGCAACCUGCUAGGCAGUGUUUAGAAACUACACAUUUCUAAUGACGUAAAGAAUGCUGCACAAUAACCAAGAUAGGGUUCCUGUGACCAUUUUCGGUUAAUCCUGAAGAGGGCCCUCGGGGAGACAGGGAGGGAGCCGAGCCAGGCCAGGGCAGGCUUCCCGGGGUCAUGCUGGCAAGUGCCCUUGCUGCUUCCACAGCAAACCACUGCGUCUAGGAAGGACAUCAAUUCAUUACACAAAGCAAGAAUUGAAACGGUAACUACCUGCACACCUGGAGCAGCAGAUAACACUCACAUACCCUGGUGUAUCUAGGGUGGAAUCAGAGCUGUGGAAAUCGACAUGACAAGGGAAAACUCUAUGUUCUUUUGGUCUAAUCCAGGAAAUACUUAUUCUUACCCUCCACCUAAUUUUAAAUUUCCUCGGCAAGAAUUAUUUCACUAACUUUCCUCCUGCCACCACCAAAGACUAAAUACAUAAUCUAGUUUAUCUAUUAAAUUUAGGAAGGGGGAAAAAAGGUUUUCUUGACAUUCAGCUCAAUUGGCUAUAUUUUAAUUCAAUUCCAUCAUAGGUUAUGUCUCGGUAAACACUCCAUUUCCUGUCGUGCUGGGCAUCCGGACUGUGCACCUGUGAGAUACACUUUAAUCAUCCAUCUUCAAAGUGCUUUGGAGUUAUCGAAUCUUGAGAGAGGCCCAUCUUGCAUCUUAAUAAUUAUUUAUCCAGGUUCUUUAACUCCUUUAAUCUCUACUCAUUAAGUCAAUUUUGUCUUAUCAUUCAGUUGUUCUCUGGAUAGCAGCCAAUUUUUCAGCUCUUAAAUCAGAUUUUUUAAAAGACUUACCUCCCUAUCUGGGCCUGCACAUAUUUGUCCUGAGUGAUUUAAUGUUCUUUAGAGAUUAUGAGGUCCUAUUUUUUACUACUUGGCCCCUGCUUCCUUUGGAAUAUGUUUGCUUUCCCAAUCUGUUCAUUUUAUUUUCUGUUCAUUUUAUCUCCUCAUAUUCAUUAGUAUUUUGUAGUCUUUUCAGGCUCCAUCCAAGACCACUUAUAAAUACUAAAAUGACCACAGCACAGACAUUUGGGGUCCAGUUUUACUUGGGAGGACCUUUAAUUAAUUUUUCAUUAUCUCUUGGAAGAAAACCCGAAAUGACAUGUGAAAAUAAUGUAAAACUGCUAAGCAGGUGCCCAGGAAUAUAAAAAUAGACCUCAUAUGUUAAUACUUCACCAUCUGAUUCUCUUGCCUUAGUGUCUCAGGAAGCAGCUCCUUAUUAAACAUUCUUCCUACCUUUUGCAAGAAGAUUAUCCACUAGAUACUAAGUCCGCAUUCACUCAACUUUCUGGGUGUUUGAGGUUGGAAUCCUGAAACCAUAACCUGCCAGAUCUGACAGUGAGCAGUAGGGUCUGGGCCCCAACUCUGGAGUCUUCCAAACUCAGGUUCACACGCAUGAGCCAGAGUGAACUUGACCUGGUGAAAAACAACAGGUAAUAAACUGCUUGUUUGAGGUAGCAGUUCAAGAACUUGCCAGGUUCCUUUUCACUGAGGAAAUGAAAGCAAUUGAUCAGCAGAAACUGAGUGGUGAGCAGGUGGCUGUGAGCAAGGCUGCAACCCUACCUCAUUUCUGAAGAGUGAGAGCAGAGAAGGCUCUUCUCAGCCCGCCUUCCCCGAGCUUCUGAGUAUUCUUGACCCAAGACUUCAAAUCACGUCAGGUGUCCAAAGAAUGUUUCACGUAGAAGGAAAAUCUGUAAACGGUGACUGCCGAGAACAAGUGCCAUGAUGCAAAGGAGGGGAAAUAUUUGAAAAGAUCUAACCAGACAUCAUCAGGAAGAGAAAACGGCAGCUCUUCUGUGCGUCCAGGCUGUUGUUUGAAAACCUCCCGCGUCUCUGUUAGGGCCUGUUACCCUUCGGGGAAUUAAUUCACUUUGAUCGUGUUGGCCAGAUGAUUUACCUGAUUAAACUGUUGAGUUGAUUCCUUUAGCUUUGUAAAUUGA